AUGUCGCUCUUCCCGUCCAUGAGCGCCCUGAGCGCCACCUUCGGCAAUGCCACGCCCUACGCCAUGAACACCCAACCCGCGCCCCAACGCAAGUCCAUCGCCCACCUCUACCAGUCCUGGGACGUCACCGAAGACGCGCAAAAGAAGGCCACACAGCUCAGCGAUGCCGCCGCCAAGGAGCUCCAGAAGGCCUCCAGCGCCGCCCAGGACAAGGUCGGCAAGAUCGAGCUCUACAGCGGGAAGUACUAUGCUACUUGCACCUUUGGUGGUCUCAUGGCUUGCGGCCUCACGCACUGGGGCGUCACACCCCUCGACCUCGUCAAGUGCCGUCGCCAGGUCGACAGCAAGCUCUACAAGGGCAACAUCGACGGCUGGCGCACCAUCAUCCGCCAGGAGGGCUUCUCCGGCGUCUACACCGGCGGCUCGCCCACGUUCUUCGGCUACUCCGUCCAAGGUGCGCUGAAAUACGGCUGCUACGAGUUCUUCAAGAAGUUCUACUCCGACUUGGCCGGCGAGGAGAAUGCGGUUCGCUAUAAGACUUAUAUCUACCUUGCUGGAUCUGCCUCUGCGGAGUUCUUCGCCGAUAUUGGUCUUUGUCCGUUUGAGGCUGUCAAGGUUCGUAUGCAGACUACGAUUCCUCCAUUUGCGAAGGGAACGUGGGAUGGCAUCAGCAAGAUUGUCGCGUCUGAAGGUAUUGGCGGUCUCUACAAGGGGAUCACCCCACUCUGGGGCCGUCAAAUCCCGUACACCAUGAUGAAGUUUGCCUCCUUUGAAACGAUCGUCGAAAUGAUCUACCACCGUCUUCCAGGCCAGAAGUCCGACUACUCCAAGGGUGCUCAGACUGGUGUUGCUUUCACCGGUGGUUACCUCGCUGGUAUUCUCUGCGCCAUCAUCUCUCACCCUGCCGAUGUUAUGGUUUCCAAGCUCAACGCCAACCGCACUCCUGGUGAAUCAUUCGGCGGUGCCACUUCGCGAAUCUACAAGGAAAUCGGCUUUGGCGGUCUUUGGGCUGGUCUGCCUAUUCGUAUCGUCAUGAUUGGUACUCUCACUGGUCUGCAAUGGAUGAUCUACGACUCGUUCAAGAUCUUCAUGGGUCUUCCAACCACCGGAGGCGGCGGCGAGCAAAAGAAGUAG
This is a messenger RNA of Zasmidium cellare ATCC 36951, 1134 nucleotides long. RefSeq lists its product as uncharacterized. Bases 1 to 1134 code for a protein of 377 amino acids. The record is from RefSeq and is a predicted model, not a curated record. Gene Ontology annotation, biological process: mitochondrial phosphate ion transmembrane transport. Gene Ontology annotation, molecular function: phosphate transmembrane transporter activity. Gene Ontology annotation, cellular component: mitochondrial inner membrane. The transcript has 4 exons. Lineage: Eukaryota; Fungi; Ascomycota; Dothideomycetes; Mycosphaerellales; Mycosphaerellaceae.